UGGCUACCCAGAAGCAGCCAUGACGCAGCCUGUUUUGCAUUCUUCCACAAAUGUAUCUCGCCGGCUGUGGAACAACAUGAACGUGCGCUUCUAAUCGGUGGCUUUUAAAAUUCGCAAAAAAAAAUCAACGCAGUUCGUUCGCCGGUGUCAACCAUCCAAGCAGGCUUGUGGUGGUGUUUAUUCGCGAUGGCACUGUUACAUAAAAAGGUAUCGGAAAUACCGGAAGAUGCAGUCCGGUUGAGCGAGGAAGACGCAAUCCAGUACUUUCUCAAUCUGGUAAAGGACUGGGAAAACAAAUCCGAGGUCUGGCCGAUCAUAUACACGCCCGGUCUGCUCGGUACGGGUACGGUAUUCAGUGGAUUUUACAUCAACAACUACUACCGGCGCGUGCUGAAGCUAGGCAAUUAUGGACGGUUUUCGAGCUACCUGCCGGCGGUUGCGCUGCCAGCCAUCAUGGCCACCGUAUUCCACUCCACGUUCGUGGUGCCCGAUGUGGUGCUGCGGAAGACACCGUGCCCGGUGUGUCUGCAGACGCGUGCUGCGCUGAUUCAAGGUGCUUUCGCUGUUGCGUAUCCGAUGUUGCUGGUUCCGUUGUCAUCGUUCAUGUUUGCAACACGCCACUUCACCUACAGACUGCCAUCGAUUACCGAGAAACCGAAGGAGGUGUUAAAGCUGUAUAGGAAGCUGUCCGGCCCCAUUAUGAUGCCGAUAACGAUGAUGCUUGCAUUUAACGUUGCGCUUGCAAUCUUCCUGACCGGCAAAGAGUUUGAGUCGGUGUAUAAGGUUAAUUUCCGAUUGCUUGAGCUAGAGCGCCAAAUGGAGGACCAGGGUGCGUUUAAUGAUAAGUUAUAAAAAAGCGCGGUUGUAAAAUGUCUAAUAAUACUUUAAUAGCUUAUUUGAAUAAAGCCAAAAAACGAAAAACGCAAUCGAGAAAA
Molecule: messenger RNA, 935 nt
Organism: Anopheles stephensi (Asian malaria mosquito)
Lineage: Eukaryota; Metazoa; Arthropoda; Insecta; Diptera; Culicidae
Exons: 3
Coding region: 187-852 (221 amino acids)
Biological process (GO): mitochondrial respiratory chain complex I assembly
Cellular component (GO): mitochondrion
Source: RefSeq, a predicted model, not a curated record